AUGGCGUGGCAGGGCAGGUUGGGUGUGGCAGGAUCGCAGAUGGCCGAGGAAGGGGACGGCGGUCCGUCCUUUGUACGUCCGUCUUUUUGUGACGGGAGGGCGGACAGGCUGCCUGGUGGACUUGGUAGGGCGGACAGACUGCCUGGUGGACUUGGUAGGGCGGACAGACUGCCUGGUGGACUUGGGAGGGCGGACAGGCUGCCUGGUGGACUUGGUAGGGCGGACAGACUGCCUGGUGGACUUGGGGACCCUACCCCUCUACCCUCACCCCUCUACCAUCACCCCUCUACCAUCACCCCUCUACCAUCACCCCUCUACCAUCACCCCUCUACCAUCACCCCUCUACCAUCACCCCUCUACCAUCACCCCUCUACCAUCACCCCUCUACCAUCACCCCUCUACCAUCACCCCUCUACCAUCACCCCUCUACCAUCACCCCUCUACCAUCACCCCUCUACCAUCACCCCUCUACCAUCACCCCUCUACCAUCACCCCUCUACCAUCACCCCUCUACCAUCACCCCUCUACCAUCACCCCUCUACCAUCACCCCUCUACCAUCACCCCUCUACCAUCACCCCUCUACCAUCACCCCUCUACCAUCACCCCUCUACCAUCACCCCUCUACCAUCACCCCUCUACCAUCACCCCUCUACCAUCACCCCUCUACCAUCACCCCUCUACCAUCACCCCUCUACCAUCACCCCUCUACCAUCACCCCUCUACCAUCACCCCUCUACCAUCACCCCUCUACCAUCACCCCUCUACCAUCACCCCUCUACCAUCACCCCUCUACCAUCACCCCUCUACCAUCACCCCUCUACCAUCACCCCUCUACCAUCACCCCUCUACCAUCACCCCUCUACCAUCACCCCUCUACCAUCACCCCUCUACCAUCACCCCUCUACCAUCACCCCUCUACCAUCACCCCUCUACCCUCACCCCUCUACCAUCACCCCUCUACCAUCAUCCUUCAACUCUCACAUCUCUACUACCCUCACCCCUCUUAUCCUCUACACCCCUCAUCCCUCAUAUACUUUCAUCCUUCACUCCCUCUACUCCUCCCUCCCCUCAUCCCUCCCCUCAUCCCUCUAUUCCCCCCUCACCCUUAUAGGAGUCAUUACGAGAGGAGUGAUCGUCAUGGACCACGGCACGGCACUGCCUCCAUUUCCCCCCGUGCAAGUAAUCAAGCAGGAGCUCUGUACUCUGGCUUCGGCGGCUGCCGGAGGAGCGACGAAAUGAUUAAAGCGGCACAGCGCAAGCUAAAUAAAGAUAAGGGGAGCAAAGACAGGCCGAGCAAAGACAGGCCGAACAAAGACAGGCCUAGCAAUGGCAGGCCGAGCAAAGACAGGAUGAACAAAGACAGGCCGAGCAAAGAGCAAAGACAGGAUGAACAAAGAUAG
Hyalella azteca is the source of this 1401-nucleotide messenger RNA. RefSeq names its product extensin-like. Lineage: Eukaryota; Metazoa; Arthropoda; Malacostraca; Amphipoda; Hyalellidae. The record is from RefSeq and is a predicted model, not a curated record. The transcript is spliced from 3 exons. The coding region runs from base 1 to 1401 and encodes 466 amino acids.